Messenger RNA from Microdochium trichocladiopsis, 855 nucleotides. RefSeq lists its product as uncharacterized. The coding region runs from base 1 to 855 and encodes 284 amino acids. The transcript has 3 exons. Lineage: Eukaryota; Fungi; Ascomycota; Sordariomycetes; Xylariales; Microdochiaceae. The record is from RefSeq and is a predicted model, not a curated record.
AUGGCAGUUUGCUGUCAGAACUGGGGCAUCUAUGACGCCGAGAAAUGUGCUGCGGCACAGACGAAAUACACGGACGCGUACUUCCAUGAGAAUGAUCCAACUUCCAUCUUCUGGCCUCUCUACCAAGGCCGAACCAGAUGGGCAGUCAAGUCCAAACGCUGGAGUCUCUUUACUUUCGUCAACCGAUUUCUGUCCUUCAACGCAUCCGAUCCGCGCGACAAGGUCUACACUCUCAUACGGCUUGCCGACAGCGUCGAGCACGUCUCCCGUCUGCCGCCUAUUUCUUACCAAGGAGACACGUUCGGCGCCUUCUGGAGCGUCAUUGUCGCGGAGCUAGAGGCCAGCCUGAAGUUGGACUUCCUAGCUGACGGCUGCGGAAUCCAGCGGCCAGAGGGGUUCCUGUCGUGGAUGCCGUUGUCGUACGAGACUGUCGACAGGUUCACUGCAACCAGCCUUGCCCGCCUAGAAAGGGAGCCGGGCGUCAAGUACCGCGCUAGUGGGAGGAGCAUAUGUAGAGCGCAACUGCGUUCCCAACAGAGGCUCCUAGCACUUGCCGGGGUCUUUGUAGGACGUGUCGUCGGCGUCGGCAAAGCCAUGGACCGCGACGCUGCCCACAACGACCAGCUUGCCCUUCGCACGCAAUGGGCCGGCAUGCUUGGUUUACAAAACGUCAAGGCAGAGUUUCAGCGCCUAUUUGCGAAGUUGGAGGGGCGAGAAGUCUCGAGAGACGACGUCCAGACCUUGUUCGCGGGUUAUCUGCGAGAACAGCCCAUCGAGAAGAAAAACCUGUACGAGCUGCUCGAUCGCACCAUGCUCGGCGCCGUCAUGCGAGUUUCGAAACGGAACGGCGUGUAA